AUGAGUGCGGUCACCGAAAAGCCUUCAAUUGGAGGUGCAGCGGAGAAGAAUAAUCCAGCCUCAGUAUCUCCUGCCACGAGCGAUCGUGAACAUGGGCAGAUCGUUGAUGCCGACGAGGAUCUUCUCGGACAAAUUGGAUAUGCUCAGGAGUUCCGGCGGGAGUUUACCAGAUUUUCAACCUUGUCCUAUGCCAUCUCGAUCAUGGGAGUCCUGGGAUCGGUCUCGGCUACUUGGUCAACUCCACUGGCUGCUGGAGGACCUGCGACUGCAGUAUGGUGUUGGUUCUCAGGGUCCUUCUUCUCUCUUUGCAUCGCUCUUUCGAUUGCUGAGCUCGUCUCUGCUUUCCCUACUUCAGGAGGAAUGUACUUCGUGACCAAGCACGUCUUCCCCGAAGAGAUUGUUCCCGUCGCAGCUUGGGUGAUAGGGUGGUCGAAUCUGUUAGGCCAGACUGCUGGCGCUGCGAGUGUCGGAUACUCAGUCGGACAGAUGUUCUUGGCAAUGAUAGCCAUGGGCACUGUGAAAGAAGAUGGAAGUCUUGGUUACACACCAACAUCACAGCACAUCGUCGCUGCGUCUAUCGUUGUCCUCAUAAUCACUGGAGUAGUCUGCUCGUUUUCGACCAAGAUCUUGAACAAUUCCAUUCGCUGGUUCGCUCCUGUCAACAUUGCCGCUUCCAUCGCGAUUACAAUCGCAUUGCUGGUUUUGACGCCGAACAAACUUCCAGCCAGUGAUGUUUUCUCCAAUGUCACGGAUGGGUCUGGAUGGAACAGCAAGGGUUUUUCGUUCUUCCUCGGAUACCUCAGUGUUGCGUGGACAAUGACAGACUACGAUGCGACAGCUCACUUGUCCGAAGAAUUGCACAACGCAGCGAUUAGUGGUCCUGUGGCUAUCUUCCAGGCUGUCUUGGUGACUUGGGUCUUCGGGGUUAUGCUGAACAUUGCUUUCGGCUUCUGUGCUGGUGAUGUUGCGGCUACACUGAGCUCGUCACUGGGUAAUCCAGCUGCCCAGGUCUUCCUCAACGCAGCAGGCAAGAAGGCUGGUAUCGCAAUGUGGUUUUGGGUUGUCCUGAUCCAGUUCUUCACAGGAAUUACCGCUAUGCUCGCAGACACCCGCACAUUCUUUGCUCUUUCUCGUGACAACAUGUUCCCGUUCUCAAGCACCUUCCGCAAAAUGAACAAGACCACACAGACUCCUUUGUACAGCGUGUGGGCUAUUGUCGCCUUGUGUUGUCUGCUCAACCUCAUUGCACUUGGAAGCACUCAGACCAUCAACGGCAUCUUCGGGGUCACCGCGCCUGCCAUGGACUGCUCCUAUGUCGCCGUCAUUGCCGCUCGGAUGUAUUACGCCAAAAGUCACCCGAUCAAGCCCGGCCCAUUCCGGCUAGGACGCCUUCAGAAGCCAAUCAAUAUCAUCGCCAUCGCCUGGGUCUGCUUCAUCUCAGUUGUACUGUUCUUCCCACCUGUCAGCCCAGUCACUGCCACGAACAUGAACUAUGCAGUGGCUAUUGCGGGAUUCAUCGUCAUCUUUGCGCUUUCUUGGUGGUACAUGAGCGCCAAAAAGUAUGCUUCUUCUUCCUGA
This is a messenger RNA of Exophiala viscosa, 1578 nucleotides long. RefSeq names its product putative amino-acid permease. Gene Ontology annotation, molecular function: transmembrane transporter activity. NCBI's taxonomy places the organism in Eukaryota, Fungi, Ascomycota, Eurotiomycetes, Chaetothyriales, Herpotrichiellaceae. The transcript is spliced from 11 exons. The coding region runs from base 1 to 1578 and encodes 525 amino acids. The record is from RefSeq and is a predicted model, not a curated record. Gene Ontology annotation, biological process: amino acid transport; transmembrane transport. Gene Ontology annotation, cellular component: membrane.